UUUUCACAUCGACUCCAACAAACUCUCCGCCGCCGCGGCCUAGCGUUCACGAUCCGUCGUUGCCGUGAUUUUAUUUCCUCAUGUCCGUCUAUCCGAGCCCAAACCGAGCGGGACACACCGCCUUAUGAGGGACUGAACGCGGGACAGUUUAAUUAAAAGGAGUCUUUAACCUGAAAGCGAGUGAAAUUACUGUAAACGGCGCGCGCGAGCGAUGACAUCCCGGAGGUGGUUUCACCCCAACAUCACCGGAGUGGAGGCAGAGAACCUUCUACUUACUCGAGGUGUGGAUGGAAGUUUUCUGGCCCGUCCCAGUAAAAGCAACCCAGGAGACUUUACGCUGUCUGUCAGGCGAAAUGGUGCCGUCACGCACAUUAAGAUCCAGAACACAGGAGACUAUUAUGACUUGUAUGGCGGAGAGAAGUUUGCCACGCUGGCUGAGCUGGUGCAGUACUACAUGGAACAUCACGGACAGCUGAAAGAGAAAAACGGAGACGUCAUUGAGCUCAAAUAUCCGCUCAACUGUGCCGAUCCCACCUCAGAGAGGUGGUUUCAUGGUCACCUGUCUGGCCGCGAGGCUGAGAAGCUCCUGACUGAGAAGGGAAAGAACGGAAGUUUUCUGGUCAGGGAGAGUCAGAGUCACCCUGGAGAUUUUGUGCUGUCGGUACGAACCGGUGACGACAAGACGGACAGCAGCGAUAGCAAACCCAAAGUCACACACGUCAUGAUCCGCUGCCAGCAUGAUUUGAAAUUUGAUGUUGGUGGUGGAGAGAAAUUCGACUCGCUCACAGACCUGGUUGAACACUACAAGAAGAACCCUAUGGUCGAAACUCUAGGUACCGUCCUGCAGCUCAAACAGCCUCUGAACACCACCCGCAUUAACGCAGCGGAGAUCGAGAUUCGGGUACGAGAGCUCAGCAAGCUGGCAGAGGCCACUGAUAAGGUCAAGCAGGGCUUCUGGGAGGAGUUUGAGACACUUCAGCAGCAGGAGUGUAAACUCCUGUAUAGUCGCAAGGAAGGUCAGCGGGCUGAGAAUAAAAACAAGAACAGAUAUAAGAACAUUCUUCCCUUCGACCACACACGUGUCGUGUUGAACGAUGGGGAUCCCAACGAGCCCGGAUCCGACUACAUCAACGCCAACACCAUCAUGCCUGAGAUCGAAACCAAAUCCAACAAUUCCAAGUCGAAGAGGAGCUACAUCGCCACGCAGGGCUGCCUGCAGAACACCAUCAGUGACUUCUGGAGGAUGGUGUUCCAGGAGAACACUCGCGUCAUCGUCAUGACAACGAAGGAAGUGGAACGAGGAAAGAGUAAGUGUGUAAAGUAUUGGCCUGACGUGUCGGCGUUGAAAGAGUACGGAGCCAUGCGUCUGCGUAACGUGAAGGAAACAACGGCGCAUGAUUACACCCUUCGAGAGCUUAAGUUGUCAAAAGUCGGGCAGGGCAACACUGAGCGUACGGUGUGGCAAUAUCAUUUCCGUACCUGGCCAGACCACGGUGUGCCCGGAGACCCCGGCGGCGUGCUGGACUUUCUGGAAGAGGUGAAGAUGAAGCAGGAGAACAUAACAGGGGCUGGAGCCAUUGUGGUGCACUGCAGUGCUGGGAUCGGACGAACAGGAACAUUUAUUGUGAUUGACAUCUUAAUAGACAUCAUCAGAGAAAAGGGAGUGGACUGUGAUAUUGACGUGCCCAAGACGAUCCAGAUGGUGCGAUCUCAGCGCUCAGGGAUGGUUCAGACAGAGGCGCAGUAUCGCUUUAUCUAUAUGGCUGUACAACAUUAUAUUGAAACUCUACAGCGCCGCAUAGUGGAGGAGCAGAAAAGUAAAAUUAAAGGACGUGAGUACACCAACAUCAAAUACUCUCUGUCUGACCUGACUGGAGGAGAUCAGAGCCCGCUGCCCCCCUGCACACCCACCCCAACCUGUGCUGACAUGAGGGAUGACAGCUCGCGGGUCUAUGAGAAUGUGGGUCUAAUGCAACAGCAGAAGAGUCACAGAUGAGGUCUAAUCUCCAGCGUUGUUCAGAACACAGGAAGUGAUUUUGUUGUGCCAGACGCUCCUGAAGGCCUGAGAUGUGACCAAGACUAUACAGAGAGACACCAUAAAAAGACAAAAAAGCUGAAAAAACGGUCCACACAAGCUCAGAGACAUGGAUGGAGUGAAUUUAAUUUCUUCCUCCAGCUACGUAGCCUUUUUACCCCACACUAAAAAAACACUGUGACCAUUUUAAAGCCUUAUACUGAAUAAACCCACAACAAGUCCUGCAAAAUCAUGUUCUGUUGGGUGUGGAGUUCUCUCAGAUGAUUCAGGCUACAUUUAGCACGUGUGGAAAAACGUUUUUCUCUCGUUCACCUCUAAAGUCGUCCGUUUGUUUCCUUCUCAUCUAACUGUUAAAAUUAAAGCUCUUUCUGAAAAGCAUUACCUGUGAUAUUCUAGCAGAAAUAAGUCUACGUUUAUUUGAAAUCAUCAUGUCAGCUUUUACUUAUAAUAAUAAAAUAAUCAGGAACAAAACAGAAAGGAUUCCCAGAAGAGAAUAAGGUGCUUCUUUAACAUUACGUUUGUUGUUUGCCAUACAAAAAUGUCCAGUUUGUUAUUUAAGUAAGAGUAUUUCUCAGUGCCAUCAGACUGAAUUCAGACUUCAUUUUAGUAUCAGCUUCAAGAAUUAUGUCCCAAUUGUCCAUUUUCACGUCUUUUGCCUUCAGUUCAAGCCCAGCGUCUUUAAGACUUUUAAGACUCCAAACACCAGGAGAACUUCAGCCCAGACGGGUCAGAACAUCUUUGCCUUUUCAUCCCAUUUCAACAGAUGUCCUGAUUCCCAGUGCUGGGGUCAAGGACCUUUUCAUGGGAUGAAACAUUUGCAUCUUUGGCUUGUGUUUCACAAUCUGUUAUACAUUUUUUAAAGAGAUUUUGCUGUCUUUUUUAAAAUAGCGAGUUAUUCACGUCAAAUCACCACAUGAACUUAAUUUCCAGAUCACUGUUUUAAAAGCGACUGCACAUUUGUAACCCUUGUGAUGUGUUAGGGGUUUUCAAGUGCUAUUAUGACCCUCUAUGAUGGACAAACUUGAUUAAUGAUUGAAUUGUUUUGCCCACACUUAAUUGCGAUGCUGUCUUGUAAUUGUCUAAAAAUGUUUUCACUUUCCUUGUUUUAACACUUUAAUCUUUGCUUACUAAACCAAAAUUUUCCAUGUUGUUAAUUGUCAAGUUGUCAGCAGUAUUUGGUCAUUCAUUUAUUUAAAAUUGUCUUGGCAAGUGCUUUUGAAAGUUAAUGCAUCUUCUUGUCAUUUCAAAUGUAACCUGUCAGCAUUUUGUCUUCUCUGGUACUUUACCCACGGCCUUCACGAAAAGUGUCUUUGUUCAUGUUAUUAUAUGGCCUUGAUUUUCUUGCUUUAUUCACCCUGAUCAUUGGCCUCCUAAACUGUGUGAAAUUAUGCUAAGUCUGUGCUCUUUGAGUUUGUUUCUCACAGACGGUGAGCACAGCCCAUUAGCCCGGGGGAUGUAUCAAGUGUAGUGUGUUUAUUGUCCUGAGGCGUGUGAGUGUGUUUGUAUCUUGAGAACACUGCUGUUCGCUCUUUGAAGUCUGAUGUUUUGUUUCAGCCAUGCUUUUCUUUCUUUCCAUGGAGCAACGCUUUGUCACAACGAUGUAAACAUUUUCACACGUCUACGUGUGUCAGUGACCAACAUCUUUUUUCUUUCUUUGAAGACAUACGCAGCCCCAGUCCUCUUCACUAAACAUAGAAUACGGUCCAAAACAACUAAUGUGAAUUUUUGUCAUCGUGAAGAGAACGGGAUGGUUGUUGAACUCAAUGCAAACAAACUAUAUUUUUUAAACUUGUAUAUUGUACAUGAAUAUCUUGUAGAGAAGAAUGUACUUACUAAACAUAUGUAAUUGCCAUAAAGAUAUACUGUAUGUUUAACCCAGCGUCUCUUCUUGUGCCAGACGGUGAGCCUUACACAAGCUAAUAGGGUUGAUCGUGUUGUUGGGCUAUCAAUGCAUUAACCAACAUGAACUCCUUCAUUACAAUAAACAAGAAGCUCACAACUUCA
This is a messenger RNA of Triplophysa rosa, 4039 nucleotides long. RefSeq names its product protein tyrosine phosphatase non-receptor type 11a (gene ptpn11a). The coding region runs from base 212 to 1996 and encodes 594 amino acids. The transcript has 16 exons. Gene Ontology annotation, biological process: protein dephosphorylation. The record is from RefSeq and is a predicted model, not a curated record. NCBI's taxonomy places the organism in Eukaryota, Metazoa, Chordata, Actinopteri, Cypriniformes, Nemacheilidae. Gene Ontology annotation, molecular function: protein tyrosine phosphatase activity.